Stegodyphus dumicola is the source of this 1599-nucleotide messenger RNA. Its product is annotated as rhodopsin, GQ-coupled-like. Lineage: Eukaryota; Metazoa; Arthropoda; Arachnida; Araneae; Eresidae. Gene Ontology annotation, molecular function: G protein-coupled receptor activity. The record is from RefSeq and is a predicted model, not a curated record. Gene Ontology annotation, biological process: visual perception; G protein-coupled receptor signaling pathway. Gene Ontology annotation, cellular component: membrane.
CGUGUGUUUUCUUUAAGGUAUCGAAGACUUCGGAGUCCUGCCAAUACUCUGAUUGUCAAUUUAGCCGUCAGUGAUGUGUUGAAUGGUUUUCUUCAUCCUAUGGCUACAUAUUCAUCAUUCAAGGAAGUUUGGAUGUUUGGAAAAUUGGGUUGCGAAAUCUACGCUUCUCUUUGUGGACUGUUUGGUCUGGUAUCAAUUGCAACUCUUACUGCCAUCGCUAUUGAGAGAUGCUUAGUUAUUUCUGUCAAGCCAUGGUACGGAGGAAUUCUUUUCACAAAUGCCAAAGCGAAAGUUGCCAUUAUUUUCAUAUGGAUUUACUGUCUAGCAAUAAUGCUUCCUCCUCUCUUUGGCUGGGGUGCUCUUGUCCCUGAAGGCUUUCUUACCAGUUGUUCUUUUGACUAUCUUUCAAGGACAUCUUUGAACAGAUCUUACUUUAUUUAUAUAUUUAUUUUUGGAUUCUUUUUACCAAUUACUAUUAUUACCAUAUGUUAUGCUUUCAUUAUACGAACUAUAUACCUAAACGAGAAGGAUAUGAAGAAAAACAAUGUUAAGAAAAUAUACACGAAGCCGAAAAAGAGAAACGAUUACAAAGCUGCAGAAAUGAUAAUGUUUGUUAUUGCUAUGUUUUUAUUAUCUUGGACUCCUUAUUCUCUUGUUGCCAUCAUAGGGCAGUUUGGUAAUACCAGAAUCUUAACACCAUGGGUAUCGGUUUUGCCAAGUUUGUUUGCAAAGAUGUCUACCAUUUACAAUCCUGCUAUUUAUGGUCUUUCCCAUCGUCAUUUUAGAGCCACAUUAAGAAGAAUCUUUAAAAAGAAAUUGCAAAGAAGUUCCAUUGAGAGAGGAGGAACGUAUCUGAGUAAAAAUUCUUCAGUUAUUCGUACAAGGAAUGGCUGUCCUUGCUUACCAAAUUAUGAUGCUUCGGAGGUUAUAGAAGAUAGCAGUUCUUCUUUUACAGGAAAAAAGGUUUAUGUCGGGGUAACUGUUGCGAACGAAUACGAAAAUUGUAAGAUUAUCUAUAUCAAGCGAGAACAAGAUGUAGCUGAUGAUUUACAAUUUAGCUGUGAAUGUGACACGUGUAAUAUGAGAAACAGAAGGUUUCAGAAUAGCUUAAAAUCGUUGAGAAGCCAUGAUUGCUGCUCGAUAGUCGAUGACUCGCCUCCAAGACGUUCAGACGGACCUACGACAGUUGCUGUACCAGAAAGUGCCAAACCAACGAUGGUAAUGCCAGAGAUAAUAGCUCCCGAAAAUAAGUCUCUUCUUAGAUCUUUGAUGUUCAGGAGCGAAAGCUCGUUGCAUCAGAAGUAUCAGACAUACAUGGAAGAUGAUCAUAUUGUAAAGAUUCCCACUGUAGUCUAUUUCUAUAAUAAUCCGUUUUCUAAAAGUUCAAAAUGUGAAACUGUAUCAGCAUCUCGAGCUCAGCUGUCUACGCAUGUGCCAAACGCUUGUGUAGAUCUUUUGCCUGCAACGGAAAUUUCUACCAAAGUGUCUUCGAAGCGUUUAUUGGAUGUACGGAAUCAAAAGUUGCUCCUUCAAAAAUGCGAGAAUUGCCACACUCAUUUGUGUACCAAUUCUAUACUUAUUGAUAAGUUUUCACACUGA